Phanerochaete carnosa HHB-10118-sp is the source of this 824-nucleotide messenger RNA. RefSeq lists its product as uncharacterized. The record is from RefSeq and is a predicted model, not a curated record. The coding region runs from base 5 to 322 and encodes 105 amino acids. NCBI's taxonomy places the organism in Eukaryota, Fungi, Basidiomycota, Agaricomycetes, Polyporales, Phanerochaetaceae. Gene Ontology annotation, molecular function: protein binding. Gene Ontology annotation, biological process: tRNA wobble uridine modification. Gene Ontology annotation, cellular component: elongator holoenzyme complex. The transcript has a single exon.
UUGCAUGCAGUUUGUCUCAUCGCUAUCUCUUGCUGGACAUGAAGACUGGGUUAAGAGCUUGGUGUUCCACGCACCAGAUAGCACAAGCGAGGCUCUGAUCUUGGCUUCCGGCUCGCAAGACGCUACAAUUCGCCUGUGGAACAUUGAGCUUCACGCAAGAAAGCAAGCUACAGCUACCAGUGCCAGUGCUGAUACGCUGAGUGACGACUUGCUUGACGCUUUCGAGGCAUCGCUCGGAGACUUGGACGACUCUGAGGAAGGCGGCCGUCAGAUCUCUCUGAAGCGCCACAUGCUAUCCGUCAAAACGAGCACCGGUAGGUGAGUGCCCCCGUACAUCCACACUCAUCGCCCACGCUGACCCCUGCAAACCGCAGUCAACGGCUCUUCAGCGUCACCUUCGACGCCCUGCUCAUCGGGCACGAGGCGGGGCUCACAAGCCUGUCCUGGCGGCCCGCGUCGCCCACCUUCCGCGAGCCGACGCUCCUCUCGACCUCGACAGACUCGUCCGCCAUCCUCUGGUCGCCCUCGGCGGUCCUCGGCGCGCAGGACGGCGGCAGCACGAGCCUCUGGAUCAACCGGCAGCGCUUCGGCGACGUCGGCGGCCAGCGCCUGGGCGGCUUCGUCGGCGGGCUCUGGGCGCGCGGCGGGGACGAGGUGCUCGCAUGGGGCUGGGGCGGCGGCUGGCGCCGCUGGCGGUGCGACGUGGAACGAGUGCCUGAGGACUGGCAGGAGGCCGGGGCCAUCACAGGGCACAGUGCCCCCGUGCGCGGGCUUGCAUGGAGUCCCGGCGGAGAGUAUUUGGCGUCGGCCAGGUGCGGCUUUGC